This is a messenger RNA of Macroventuria anomochaeta, 2133 nucleotides long. RefSeq names its product WD40 repeat-like protein. Lineage: Eukaryota; Fungi; Ascomycota; Dothideomycetes; Pleosporales; Didymellaceae. Gene Ontology annotation, biological process: chromatin organization; regulation of transcription by RNA polymerase II. Gene Ontology annotation, molecular function: transcription coregulator activity; TBP-class protein binding. The record is from RefSeq and is a predicted model, not a curated record. Bases 1 to 2133 code for a protein of 710 amino acids. Gene Ontology annotation, cellular component: SAGA complex. The transcript is spliced from 3 exons.
AUGAAUGAGGACGACUACGAUGACAACGGCGCAAGCUCCGCCGAGGAGGAAGACGAGCAGGAGGAGAACGAUGCCAUGGACGUAGACGAAGACGAGGGCGGAGACGACGACGAUGAUGGCGACAACGACGACGAAGACGCUGAGGGCGACAAUGACGACGACGACGACCAGGACCAGGACGGCGACAACGACAACGACAACGACAACGACGAGGAGCAGGACGAGCCGGGCAGCCCCUCGCAGCGACGGCGCAGUCUCCCCAACGGCGGCACCCCAGGGCCUUCCGACUCGAAUCCGCGGGUGACGCGCACCUCGCCGAGCCCGCAGGCCGCGGCGACAGGCGUGCUGGGCCACCUGCCCCUCAGGCCGAGCGUGCGACAGGAGGCCCUUGAUGCGCCCGUCUACGACAUCAUCCCGACCAUCGCCGCCCCGCACAGCACCUCGAUCAACGCCAUUACCGCGACGCCGGACAUGCGAUGGGUCUUCAGCGGGGGCGCCGACGGCUACAUACGGAAGUUCAACUGGAUCGACACGGCGAACGGCAAGCUCGCCCUGACAGUCGCCCAGCGGCAUCCCUUCGUCGACUCGGUCACCAAGGCGGGCGUGCUGCUGUCGUACUGGGAGAACGAGGACGGCGCGGGCUCCGACGCGCCCUCGCCCGUCUACUCGCUCGCCGUGCACCACCAGUCGCUGUGGCUGCUGUCGGGCACAGAGUCCGGCGGCAUCAACCUGCAGUCCGUGCGCCAUAACGAGGGCCACCGCAUACACACGCUGAAGGGCCACACCUCGGCCGUCUCCGUGCUGACCCUCGGCCAAGACGAGACAUCGGUGCUGAGUGGCAGCUGGGACAAGACCAUCAACGACUGGGACCUCAACACAGGCAAGGUGAAGCGCAGGUUCGAGACCAGGGGCGGCCAGGUCUCCGCCAUCGAACAGCGGCCCCUGUCUUCCCUCCCCGUACCGCAAGACUCCGACCCACUCCCCCUCUCCAACGGCACCUUCUCCUCCAACAACGCCGCCCGCCCCCGCUUGAACGGCAGCACCAACGGCAUCGAGUCCGCCGCGCGCACCACAUCCGCCCCAGACGAGCCCGAAGACGCCCCCGGUUCGCCCGACGACUCUCUCUUUGGCGACGGGGGCGACAAGGACUCUUUGUUCGGUGACGGGGGCGGCAACAACCCGUCCGCCGCACUCCCCGACAUGGGCGACGACGACGACGACGAGUUCUCGCGCGCCAUCGCCAACGGGAUCCAGGCCGCCGCCGACAACGCCGGCGGCGACAUGGAUAUGAUGGACAUGGGCGGGCCCGUGCAAGCACCCGAUGCCCACACACACGCAGAAACACAGCCCACACACAACGCGUCUGCGAAAUCACCACCCGCCGCUUCACAAACACAACCCUCGAAUUCUGCACCGCUGACGAAUGGACUCCCUCACGCCGAAGAAUUGCCUGCGGUGGUGAAAGACACGCCCUCCCUUCCGCCGAGCUCCGAGUCCACGUUUCUGUCGUCUUCGAUGGAUGGCUCGCUGUCGAUCUGGGACCGCCGGCAGCCGUCGCCGAUUGCAAGGCUUCUGCCUCCAAGGGGCACGCCGCCGUGGUGUAUGAAUGCAUGUUGGUCGCCAGACGGUAAUUACAUUUACGCGGGCAGACGCAACGGCACAGUCGACGAAUACAGCCUCCACAAGACCCUCUCGCAACCAGAGCGCACAUUCAAGUUCCCCGGCGUGAGCGGGAGCGUGAGUGCUGUAAGAGCUAUGCCAAAUGGACGGACACUGAUAUGGUACGCCCCCCCUCACUCCCUCCCUCUCCCCUCUUCCCCCCACUACCUCUCUCUCCCCUCUUACCCUCUCUUCUCCGUCAACACCAUACCGACUCAUCGCAACAGCGCCUCAUACGACAUCCUCCGCCAAUACGACCUAACCCACACGACCAACUCCUCCAUCGGCGCCGACGCCAAACAAAACACCGCCGCUACCCCUUUCUUAAUCGUACCGGGGCACAGAACAGGUGUGAUCAGCCAAUUAUACCUGGAUCCAACAUGCACAUUCAUGAUCAGCACGGGCGGGAACCGCGGCUGGGAAGGCGCUAGCACGGAGGUGCUGUUGGGAUAUGAGAUUAGCUAUGGCGCGUAG